This is a messenger RNA of Exophiala aquamarina CBS 119918, 957 nucleotides long. RefSeq lists its product as uncharacterized. The record is from RefSeq and is a predicted model, not a curated record. NCBI's taxonomy places the organism in Eukaryota, Fungi, Ascomycota, Eurotiomycetes, Chaetothyriales, Herpotrichiellaceae. The transcript has 2 exons. The coding region runs from base 1 to 957 and encodes 318 amino acids. Gene Ontology annotation, molecular function: oxidoreductase activity, acting on the CH-OH group of donors, NAD or NADP as acceptor. Gene Ontology annotation, cellular component: cytoplasm.
AUGGCGGAAUCAACAAAGACUGCUAUCAUCACAGGGGGGCUGUCAGGAAUCGGCUUGGGCCUGGCCCGGCACUUACUUUCCAAGGCGAAUUGGCGGGUCGUUAUUGCGGACGUCAGGCCAGAGGCGUAUACAGCCAUAUCUUCAACUCUGGACGCUGAAAAACACCUGUUCAUCCCCACGAAUGUGGUGUCGUGGGACAACCAAGCGGCACUUUUUAAACAAGCAUACGACUGGUCAGGAGGACGGAUCGACUUCUUCGCCGCCAAUGCCGGCAUAGCAGAAAAAGACCAUAUCACCAUGGGUUUUCUAGGGCAGGGUUGGGACCUGGAAGCCGAGCCGCCGAAGCCAGACCUUCUUGCCCUCGAAGUCGACGAAAUUGCUGUCUUCUACGGCUUGAGAUUAUUCGUGCACUACGCCCGGAAAACAAAAUCGGCACUAAGGGCAUCUUCAACCCCUUUCAACCCGAAAGUCGUCAUGACCGCGUCGACCGCAGGAAUCUACCCUUUCCCUCUCGUGCCAGCAUACGCCGCAGCGAAACACGCGGUCGUCGGCCUGGCCCGCAGUGUAGGGCUACCGCUGAUGGCCACCGACGGCAUCGCCGUGAAUUGCAUAUGCCCGGGGUACGUCGACACAGGCCUGACCCCGAAUGAACUCACCGUUCUCUGGCCCGCGGGAAAUAUCACGCCGAUCAGCACACUGGUGCGAGCAUACGACGAACUUAUAUCCGACACCGGCACCGUCGUUCAAGACGGCAAGAGCGACGGGAAAGACGGCCAGGUCAAGGCGGGUCAGAGUGUCGAGUGCUCCGUCGAUAGGCUCUUCUACCGCGACCCGGUCCCCUAUCCGGAUGAAAGCCAGAAGUUCCUGGUCGAGCAGUCCUUCUUGCCCGAUGGUGUCUGGGCCAGGGGCAUGGCUGCUGCGCUGCAGAACGCUCGUGCUGCCGCGGCGAAGGCUUGA